Molecule: messenger RNA, 4080 nt
Organism: Galleria mellonella (greater wax moth)
Lineage: Eukaryota; Metazoa; Arthropoda; Insecta; Lepidoptera; Pyralidae
Exons: 11
Coding region: 1077-3179 (700 amino acids)
Cellular component (GO): plasma membrane
Molecular function (GO): GTP binding; GTPase activity; calcium channel regulator activity
Source: RefSeq, a predicted model, not a curated record
CCGUAUACUCGUUUGGUCUGUGUGUUACAAAAAAAAAAGAAAUAAAACUCUUAUUUGGAUGGCACAGAUGCCUAAUAAUAGAUUGUUGUUUAAUUCUUGUAAUGGAUAAAUGAAUUACUGUAUCUAUGUCGAUUACUUUAUUCGAAUUAAAUAUUUAUACACCUUUUGGGUCGAUCGUAAAGAGCUUGUUGUAAGUCUUUUAACAAUUUCCAUCUGUGUUUCUCAAAUGAAUGAUUGAUUGAUUAUGUUUCUUGUUCCAGGCGGAUGGGCGUCACCAAGCUCCCAAAAUCCAGUCGUCUCGACAAUCUCCUGAACACGCCACAGGUAAUGUUUUUUUUUUAAUGGAUGGUAAUGGAAUGAUAACCCCGUCUGCGCUAUCGGUAUACAUCGGCGGGGCACCAGUGAAGGAUGAUAGGUGAGGAUGAAGCAGGUCAGUUAGCCCAUCGUGACGAAUUCUACAAGAAUUGUUCACGAUGAUUUCCAGGGGGAACCACGUGAAGGUCGAUCUAAUAAGGCAUAUUGCUAGCAAUGGGGCUGUUAAACUUCAUUGCAAACAAUCCCUUCCCCCUACAUUGUUAACCACGGAUCUCAACAAAAUACGGGCCUGCCUGGGGAGAGAAGGCAUUGUUACUAAUGAGGAUUAGAAACCCCAUUGAUAGUAAUAAAUCCUAUUAGAUCUACCUUCUCGCGGUUCCUCCUGGAAACCAUCGCUAUUGAAUUCAACAAUAAAUGUUGAAUUUGUCAUGUUGGGCUAACUGUCUUGCUUCAUCCUCACCUAUCAUCCCUGACUGGUGCCCCGAAAGUAUAUGUUGACAGCGUAGACGGCGUUAUCAUCACCAUAACCACUUUCCAUCAAGUGAGUCAUCAGAUUGUUUGUGAGUUUAAGUUGCAUAAAAGAAACUAAUAAUUCCUUUCCUCCAAUAAUGCGGUAAUCAGUUUUAUAGGUUAAGACUGUCUAGAUUCCGGUUCUUCUGGGCCCGGCAAUCUCUGUUAUCUCCAUAUUGUGCCCGAUAUUACAUUGAGAUAAAACAAAUGGUGAUAAUACGUAAUCGUAUGAUGCAGAUCCAGACGGCAACAUGACUGUGGCGCGCGGCGAAGGCUCCCCAGAGCGUCUGGGGGGCGCCCUAAGACGGCUACACUACAAGGCGACGAGGCGUGCCCACUCAGCGGCUGCGAGGCAUCACAACACCGCCACCACGCCUAAGCAGGUGGUCGUCAUGGGUAGCAGCACGACAUCAGACAAGACCAUCAACACCAGCACCGACUCCGCAGCCACUGCCCUCACCUCCAUCACGGGGACAGACGACUCCAUGGAAGCUGAACCUGAACCGCCUGAGUUGCCGCACCAAUCCCCAAGCCUCAUGGACGCGGAGCCCUUUCACAACCCCCCAAGCACAGCCCCACCUCACUAUCAUCGAGCUCAGAAUAGUUGCGAAUUGGAAUCUCCCGUUUACACAAAACCCCAGUCAGCUUCAGACGUCAUAGAUUCCCCCAGACCAGGGCCGGCCAGAUUUGUCUUCGACGUUCCAUUGCCAGAUCCGAAACGGUUUGAGAAGAAGAGAAACAAAACACAAGUCAACGUAGCUAGUGGUCCUUCAACGUCUAUACAGAUACCAUACGAUCCUAAAAUGGAAAUGCCUAAAAGUCCAAAAGCCAAUCAGUCCAAAUAUGAAACGCAUUUCAAAUUCGAACCGGAACCGGUCAAAAGACGUGGCAGUGAACCAAGGAUGAAGAAUAAACAGAAGUUAGAUAAACAAGAGUACUAUAAAGAUGAGGUUGCAAAGUUGAGGAGGCAGUUGGAGGGUACAGAAGUAUUUACGACGAGUAGAAGACGAUCUUCCGCACACCAGCACUCGGUGCCUCCGCCUUCAUCUAGAAGGCAAUCUACAGCCCAAGUCCACGUCACAGCUAACCCCUUAGACUCGGCGGCCUCAACCAUACCGGCCGGCCGUACGACCAUCGUGGUGCAACAGCCGUCUCUCUCCCUCGACUAUGGAGGCUGUUCCACUAUCCUCGUGAGGGACGAGGACGGAAGACGCAAGAGCAGGGUCUGCAGCGAUCACAUACAACAGCUGCUGGAUGUGACGAGCCAGUUCACUUCUGAGGAUCUUCACGAUUUUGACAAGAGGUAUGGAAGUCCCCACCACUCCAGAUCUCAGUCAGUGAAAGCAGCGAGGUCGCGGACUGGGGAGCGCCAACUCCUCGGCUUGCCUCAACAGAGGGCGCGAGUGGCUUCUAUGCCAAAUACGGGUGUCGAAGAGGAGUACUAUAGACUUAGGCAUUUUAGCAUUACUGGUAAAGGUGUAGUGAACCGCGGUGAUUCACUUCGUUCUAGAAGAUCACGUUCUAAUACUUCUGUGGCAUCCAGCGCGUCCAGUACCGAAGCCGUCACCAGAGCCUCAGCACCCUGCUCUCUAGCUUCAUCAAGAGACUCCUCGGCGGGAUUGAGUGCUUAUAGAGUGUUGGUGCUGGGCGCUCCGGGAGUCGGCAAGUCCAGUCUGGUGGGGCAAUUCAUGACGUCGGAGUACUUGCACGCGUAUGACACUAGUAUAGACGACGAGUCCGGCGAGAGAUCAGUAUGUGUUCUGCUAGCUGGCGAAGAGUCCGAAAUUACGUUUCUGGACUCGCCGCCGGAUCAUAUCAUUUCCGAAGGCUGCGCCCACGGUUACUGCGUGGUGUAUUCUACAGCCGACCGCAGCAGCUUCGCUGAAGCGGAGCGCAGGCUGCAAGCGUUGUGGGCGGCGGGGCACACCUCCCGCCGCGCCGUCAUCCUAGUUGGCAACAAGGCUGACUUGGCCAGGUCCAGGGCGGUUCCUACUGAUGAGGGGAAAAGCUUGGCGACAUCUUACGAAUGCAAGUUUAUAGAGACAUCUGUGGGAAUCAACCACAACGUGGACGAGCUGCUGGUGGGGCUCCUCACGCAGAUCAGGCUGAAGCAGCAGCACGCCGAGAGAGUCAGAAAACGCAGCGGUUCACGCAAGAACCGGAGUCGCACCAGGUCGCCCAUGGAUACGGAGACGCCCGCGGCGCCAGCUCCGCCGCCCACGUCCGCGUCUGCGGCCAGCACUCCCAGAAAGAGGACCAGGCUGUCAGCCAGUGUUAAGGUCCGUGGCUUGCUAGGCCGCGUUUGGGCGAGAGAUUCCAAGUCGAAAUCGUGUGAAAACCUCCACGUGCUCUAGCACUCGGCCGCCGAGCCCGUCGCCUGCUUCCCAUUCUUCGAUUGCGCCGCUGAUUACACAUAAACCGACCUCACCGGCAUUGGGAUAAGGUCUAAAAUGAACCUGGAGAGUGAAAAUCUAACUCACAAUCAAAUAUAUUUUACUAACUUUUACCCGCGUCUUUGCGUGGCCAGGAUAUGUUGGACUAUGAUGAUAAUUAUCUUAUGUCCCUCUCCAUCCCAUACAAUAUCAGUGUACCAAAUUGCAUAGCGAUUGGUUAAGCCGUUAAGGUGCUAAGUGGCAACGAAUAAAUUCAUUUUUCACAUUUAUAAUAUUAGUAAACAAAUGUUUUUUUUUUUUUUUUUAAGAAUCCGUUUUGAAAAAAAAAAGUUUAAAUUGAGAAAAGAAAAAAAAGUAUUAUUUUCUCCUUAGCUUUGUCCUAGAACAGCUAUGAUCUCUCUACCAGGUUUGUAUUAGACUAAGUCGAUAUAUUUGACGACAAAACAACGCUUACCUCUAAUAGAUUUUUUUUUACAUUUAAGAAAUAUAAGUAACUGAAACGCGAAUAGCGUUUCAGUAAUAAAUUAUUAAUAAGUAAAUUAUUAAAAAAAAUAGAAAUAAUACCAUAUAACAACUAAGAAGCAUCAAUUAUAAAAAUAUAAUAAUAAGGAAUAACACCUGAGUCCUCAGGAAUGGCAACGUAUAGAGGGUAUCAUGGGCGAAACAGUAUACUCUGUUAUGUCCAUUGUACUGCUCAUGUCUAUAGGCGACGGUUACCACUUUCCAUCAGGUGGGCCGUCAGCUUGUUUGCCAUUCUAAGUUGCAUAAAAAAAGAAAUAAAGAAAAUAAAUACCUGUAGUACCUACAGUUGAGAUUAGAGCAAGCUUGGAAAGAUAAAUGUUGUACUAAGAAAUGAAAGAAA